UAGAAACUGGAAGUGAUUCCUUCAGCCAGCAGAGGGCAGCCGUGCUGCGAAGGUUGCAUAAACCACUUCGAACGUCGCCGAUAGUGUUGCAGUGGUGUCGAAGCCGUGCUGCUGUAAAUUAGCCGAAGGUCGGUAGAGACGACAUUGCAGUUCAGCAUGCCUAACAUCAAGCUUCAGAGCUCCGACGGGGAAGUCUUCGACGUUGACGUCGAAAUAGCCAAGGCAUCUGUCACCAUCAAGACCAUGCUUGAAGACCUGGGCAUGGACGAUGAUGAAGACGAGGUGGUCCCUUUGCCAAAUGUCAACUCGGCCAUCCUCAAGAAGGUAAUCCACUGGGCCACAUACCACAAGGAUGACCCAGCCCCACCAGAGGACGACGAGAACAAGGAAAAGCGCACAGAUGACAUCUCCUCCUGGGAUGCAGACUUCCUGAAGGUGGACCAAGGCACCCUCUUCGAGCUCAUUCUGGCUGCCAACUACUUGGACAUCAAGGGCCUGCUUGAUGUCACCUGCAAGACGGUUGCCAAUAUGAUCAAGGGCAAGACACCCGAGGAAAUCCGUAAGCAGUUCAACAUCAAAAAUGACUUCACCCCCAGCGAGGAAGAGCAGGUGCGCAAGGAAAAUGAGUGGUGUGAAGAAAAAUGAGCGUUUCUGUGAUAGUGGUUCCUGUGAACUGGCGUUUGCACAUGAGGGCCUUUUUUUUCCCCCCUUCACACUACCACCCCCUACCAGCCAACACAUUCAGUUCAGCAGCUUGGGCCACUUUUUUUCCCCUUUUUUCAAAGAAAUUGUGCGCUCGCUGCAAAAGACUUGCAGAAUGUUUUUCAGGUUUUUUAGUUUUUCUCGGAGUUAUGUGUUGGCUUUUAUUAAAGUGAAGUUUCAACCCUCAUUCGUUGCUUCCCUGGGCGAGUUGUAGUUCCUGAUGCAUGUCCACUGCUCUAGUAACUACUCUCCCUGUCGAGAGACAAGAUGCUCUCUCCCUCGCCUCUGAAUUCUAGCGUAGCAGUGUGUGCAGCCUGCUUUGUAUAAUGUAAAGGAUUUGUAGGCCCUUUCAGCUUGUACGCUCGGGUUUGAGUUCUGUGGACGUCCAAAUAAAACAAAUAUAUCAUUCUGGA
Molecule: messenger RNA, 1115 nt
Organism: Rhipicephalus microplus (southern cattle tick)
Lineage: Eukaryota; Metazoa; Arthropoda; Arachnida; Ixodida; Ixodidae
Product: S-phase kinase-associated protein 1
Biological process (GO): ubiquitin-dependent protein catabolic process
Source: RefSeq, a predicted model, not a curated record